Phragmites australis (common reed) is the source of this 1102-nucleotide messenger RNA. RefSeq lists its product as uncharacterized. NCBI's taxonomy places the organism in Eukaryota, Viridiplantae, Streptophyta, Magnoliopsida, Poales, Poaceae. The record is from RefSeq and is a predicted model, not a curated record. The coding region runs from base 280 to 753 and encodes 157 amino acids. The transcript is spliced from 3 exons.
CGCCUUAAUCCCUCCAAAAAGUCAAGCCCAACUGCGUAUAUAGAUCGACCGGCAGCUGAUAUUUAUCACUAAGUAGUCGUUCCAUAUCCAUCCAGAUCCACUUGCGAUAUAUAAUAUCAUUCUAACGUUCUCUCUCUCUCUAUAUAUAUACACUUCUUCCACAAAAGUAAAAUACAUACUUAUUGGCACAAUCCAUCGAUUCUGAUAAUCAAGCGCAAGGUGCGGUGAGAGCUCAGAAGUGUACGUAAUUCGUGUUGAAAUCCACAGCGGCGACGCGAGAUGGGUUCUCUGAUGGCAGGCUGGGACUCGCCGGUUCUGGGUGAUGACAGCCAAGUUCGCGCGCGGAGGAACCGGUCGCUGACUAUGGAGGAGGUGGAUGCGUUCUGGAAGCAGCGCCGGAAGCCUGAGGACGGCGGCGAGGCCGCCUCGCCCUUCGGCUCCCCCGGCACGGAGAGUCCGUUCGGCAGCCUGGAGAAGGCGAGGUCUCUGCCGUCUCCCCUGGCCCGCGGCAUCAAGGCCAAGGCCGGCCCGUCGUCACCGGCGGCCCUCCUCGUGGAGGGCUUCCCCGGCGACGACGGCGGCGGCGCCGGGGAGAGCCCCAGCAAGAGCCGCGACUGGUGGACGAGGAGCAACUGGGCGUUCCUGAACGAGCCGCCGCAGGAGGAGGCGUCCGGCAGGGACCAGAACUACACGCCGCAGUUCCACGUCGCCCGGAUCGCCACCGGCAACAACACAUCCGUGCAGGUCGAGUAGCCACGCGCGCGAUACCAGCGUGUCUCUGGUGUCAUCCUUGGACGGCAUGUGCAAACCAAGUCAAUUAAUCUCGUGGAUCAUUUGGCCUGGAUCAUGUAUGAUAGCGAACGGAGUUUGGACUUUGGUGCAUGCAUCAUCUCUGUGGUCACUACUGUUAAGGUUCAUUCUUGGUGCAGUACGUAUGACUAGUUGGUAGUGGCUACUGUUUGGAGCAACCGGCGACGGACACCAUUGUAAAUAUAUCUAUAUUAAAAAAUAUCACUAUGUGUGAGGAUGAUAUAUAGAUCAUAUGGUUACAUGUUAUAGAGAUAUUAAUAGUAUUUUUUAACUUAAGGGACUUUUACGAUGA